AUGUCGCUGGAUAUAACUUUUCUCGGCACAGGCUCAGCGUAUCCCUCUCCAACAAGAGGCGCGUCGGCGUUGGUGCUGCGCCGGGAAGGAGAGUGCUGGCUUUUCGACUGCGGCGAGGGCACUCAAACCCAGUUCAUGAAGAGCCGUCUCAAAGCAGGCAGAAUUACCAAGAUUUUCAUAACUCAUCUUCACGGUGACCAUUUCUUUGGCCUUCCUGGCCUGCUGUGUACGCUCAGCCUCCAAAGCAGCCCUGACCCGACCAAACCACCCGUCGACAUUUACGGACCGGUAGGGCUGCGGAACUUCAUACGGAGGAGCAUGGAGCUCUCCCACUCACAGCUUCUCUUAGAGGAAGAAUUUAGAGAGUUUUCCUCCUUGGACGGGGAUGAGGUGUCUCCGCAGGAAGCGCAAGGAAGGGUUCUCCACCUGGAUCCCGUGGAAAACUCCUACUUGCUGGUGGAGGAUGAGCAAGUGGUUCUGAAAGCGUUUCGCCUGUUUCACCGCGUUCCUUCCUUUGGCUUUGUGGUGGAAGAGAAGCCCCGGACUGGGAAACUCAAUGUGCAGAAACUGAAAGACCUUGGAGUUCAGCCGGGUCCGUUAUAUGGGAAACUGAAGAACGGAACAGCAAUCGUGCUAGAAAACGGAGUAACAAUUUCUCCUGCAGAUGUCUUAGAAGACCCUAUUCCCGGGAGAAAAAUUUGCGUUUUGGGGGAUUGUUCAGGAGUGGUUGGAGAUGCGGCCGUGAAGCUUUGCUGUGAAGCAGAUGUGCUGAUACAUGAAGCCACGCUGGACGAUACCCAAGAGGAAAAGGCCAGAGAGCAUGGUCAUAGCACUCCAAAAAUGGCAUCAGACCUUGCAAAAUUGUGCAAAGUUAAGAAGCUGGUUUUGACUCACUUCAGUCAGCGGUAUAAACCAGCUGCUGAGAGAGGUGAGGGAGAUACAGAUGUCACCGAACUGAAGAGGCAGGCAGAGUCAGCGUUAGAUGGUCAAGAAGUAAUACUAGCCGAGGAUUUUAUGACAAUAGAAAUUCCAAUGAAAAAGUGA
This is a messenger RNA of Opisthocomus hoazin, 1044 nucleotides long. The record is from RefSeq and is a predicted model, not a curated record. NCBI's taxonomy places the organism in Eukaryota, Metazoa, Chordata, Aves, Opisthocomiformes, Opisthocomidae.